Molecule: messenger RNA, 375 nt
Organism: Ceratina calcarata
Lineage: Eukaryota; Metazoa; Arthropoda; Insecta; Hymenoptera; Apidae
Product: nuclear RNA export factor 1-like
Exons: 2
Coding region: 41-310 (89 amino acids)
Biological process (GO): poly(A)+ mRNA export from nucleus
Cellular component (GO): nucleus
Molecular function (GO): protein binding; RNA binding
Source: RefSeq, a predicted model, not a curated record
UCUAAUUACAGAUUAUUUCUGUGCGCUAUUCAGGCCUAUAAUGUUAAAAACUGUAUUGGAGAUUGUGUCAGAACACAUACCAAAUUUGGAAGCCUUAAAUUUAGACGCAAAUAUGAUACAUACAACUGAAGCAUUAAGCAUGUUGAAUGAGAAGUUUCCAAAAUUGAAAAUUUUAUACAUUGGCGAUAAUAAGAUAAGAGAGAUUGCCCAAAUAGAUGCUAUAAAAGACUUGAAGCUAGAGGAGCUAAAGCUAGUAGGGAACCCCUUAUGCAACAAGUAUAAAACGAGACAAAGUGAUUAUAUUAGGUAAUGUAUCGUUUCAAUAUGAUGUUCCUUUUCAUGAUGAUGGAAUUCUUCAGGUCUGGAUUACGUUGA